Phaeodactylum tricornutum CCAP 1055/1 is the source of this 1209-nucleotide messenger RNA. RefSeq lists its product with no specific name. Gene Ontology annotation, biological process: phosphatidylcholine biosynthetic process. The transcript has a single exon. The record is from RefSeq and is a predicted model, not a curated record. NCBI's taxonomy places the organism in Eukaryota, Bacillariophyta, Bacillariophyceae, Surirellales, Neidiaceae. The coding region runs from base 1 to 1209 and encodes 402 amino acids.
AUGUUAGAGACACCUGCCAAGAAGGCCACUGAGCCACAUAUUUACGAGCUAUAUGGACAACUAGAAAAGAAUAAUCCGCAUCAACCUCGGCUUUCCGGUAGUGAAGCUGAGACGAUUCGUCGCGUGUUGCGGUCAUUGCAAAAGCAUGAACGAGAACGUCUGCAAAAAGGAUUCAACCGCCUAAAUUUUACUGUCGGAGUCCUAAAUACGCUAUUGAUUGCUUGGGUUUUUGGUGCUCAUCCUGAGCAUUUCUGGUUGCUCUUUCUCGUCGAAAGUUCCGUCUUGCUUCCGCUCAAAAUCUAUCAAGACUAUACCGCGCGACCAAUGUGUCAGGUAUUUUACUAUCUGGACUACUGCUGGGUCAUGAAUUUUCUCAUUAUCCUUGCCUUCUAUGCCCUUAUGCUGUGCGGCGACCGUGUCGAUAUCAACCUUCGACACCAUAUGUUUACGGCUGUCUUGGGGGUUGGCUGUGGAUCGCUCUUAGGAGCGACCGGCAUUCUACCUUUUGCGGCAGUUGUCUUUCAUGAUAGUAGUGUUAUGACAUCCUUGUUUGUACACCUAGUACCGCCUAUGCUUCUGCAUACGUUUUUGUGGAAUCCCAGUCUUAUCUUGCAAACUUGGCCAACCGUGUUUCACUUCCACCAAGAAGAAGUCCGUAUGUGGCCAGGAGAAGGCUGGACAGCACCUUUUGUUCUACCGUGGAAUGCGCUCGGCACUGUGGUUGGGGAUACCAUGAUAAUUUAUUGGAUUUGGUUUGUUUUGUACGUCCUUUGGAUGUUGACGUUCGGGUUAGAAUUGACGAGAACCAAAAAGGAUCCGUCGGGCAAGAUUGUGGCGAAACCAAAGUAUGAUACUGUGUAUUAUUCGCUCUCGCGAGACUCCUUUCUUCUUGCCGCCGGGCAUUUGUGGGGUCGAAAAGUAGAAGUCACGAAACGCAUGAUUGUUGAUGGCGAGUACGAAUACCGUGACUUUGCGCUCUACAUGACGAUACAUGCAUGCUUGACGUUUGCUUCUACGGUUGUACUCCCUUAUGCUUGCCAAACAAGUAGAUACGUGCAUUCGGCUAUGAUCUGGGGACUUGUCUCGCUUUGCGUCUUUCGUGGAGCCAGUCGGUACGUGUACUGGGUGACGAGUUCCAGUAGUCGAGCUUUGACUCGAGAAUACAGAGAUAUACUAGAAUAUAACCAUAAUGCUAAAAAGAAACUCUAG